Molecule: messenger RNA, 192 nt
Organism: Bipolaris zeicola 26-R-13
Lineage: Eukaryota; Fungi; Ascomycota; Dothideomycetes; Pleosporales; Pleosporaceae
Exons: 1
Source: RefSeq, a predicted model, not a curated record
GGCGGUUUUGCAAUUUCUUUAUUCUCCCAAACUAUGUAUGUAAAGCGAUGUUCAGGUAAGAGUGAGAACAAAACUACGGUUUUCUCAUCACUGGUUCCGCAUUGCCCGCAAUAUCCGCACUUUGUGUAUCUUGUUCCGCGACCUUCUUUUGAUCAAGCAACCUCUCUUCAGUUUCACAGAGAUCGCAUAUAG